AUGCCGCGAUCGUAUCUUCAUCUCGACCCUCCGUCGCCGUCACCAUCGCCCUUGACACUGUCACCGCUCGUAGAUCCGUCGCUUCCCAUCCACAAAAUGACGAGCGCUCUCUCGCCCUCGAUGGUCAAUGUCCAGCCCCCCUUUGCAGAUGCCGGUCAUCUCAAAGCAGGCCAUCUCCAUUCGAAAUCUCGCACUUCCUGCCCCUCACCUCAAAAGAAGCAGCGAAACUCUUCGCCCAAGAAAGCUUCCGCCCUCUCCUCCGCCUCACCUGCGCCUUCCGCAUCAUCCACAUCAUCGGCGCUCAAAAAGGCGAGGAGAACCUUUAAGCGCACUUCCAGCACCGCCAGCAUCAUGGACACCGUCAUGAACUCGAGAGCCGCCACCGAUCACGAUGCAGCACCUCCUGCCCAGCCCUUCUCCAGCUUGGACGUCUUCGACUACACCCGUUCGUCUCCCUUUGCAUCGUCGUCACAGACGACACUUGCCGAUCUCGAGAACGAGCAGCUCGUCAAGGUGCUCUCGACACCGCGCCGCGGCAAGCGCGUCGGCAACGUCGACAUGGGUUGGGCAUCGCCCGUUGGCGACCGCACCCCUAUCGCUCCUAAGGUCGCUGCGGCUGCACCCCACACGCUGCCCAAGAUGGCGGGCUCGUCUCGCUCCUCGAUCAGCGCUGCCACCAACGCAUCUCCUACCAAGCGCAAAGCCUCGACUGCCUUUGCAUCAGAGCUGCGCACCUCUCAACGCAGCCUUGUCGAUACAGCUGGCUGGGCUUCGGCCGCCAUGAUCAGCUCGGUGCCCCUCUCGGAAGAUCGAAGCAAGAGCUCGCCCGGCUUCUCCCCACGCUUCGUGCCUGAGCCCGUGAUGUCCGGCCUCGCAUUGGCCGAGACGCGUGAUCCCUUCUCGGCCUUCACAAUCGAGGACUCGCCCGUGGUUGUUCAAAGCGCCAAAUUGGUACCCGUCGAGGUGGAAGGCCUAGGUCGAGUCGCUGUUCAUCGCGACUUUGCCCAGCAGAUCUCGGAUCAUCCUCCCUCUCCCAACCAUUUCGCAUCCAGACGAUUCUCGUGCUCAUCGGAUCGGGAUGCCGCGCUGCUCAGAUGCUCCGACUCGGAAGACUCGGCAGCACGCAGCGAAAAUGGCUCCUCGACGGACCCCACCUCGGUGGGUACACCGUGUCCCUCAGGGAUCUCUCCGAGCUUCUCGCUCUCCUCCCAGUUCCCCGCAUCUGAGCCCGCCUCGCCCGUCAAGAAGCUGGCCAUGUCGAAUCGAGACUCCGACGACAUCACUGCCGAAGCACAACGAGCGUUGAUGGCUCUAAUGCGAAUGGGUCCUGUAGACGUCAACGCCCAGCAAUCAGACGACAAGCACUACCGUCCACGACUCGGCGGCAGCAGCUCUGCGCCCCACCUGCCUACGCUCGACUGGCCCGACUGCCCGACUGGACCCUGGUCUGCCGCUGGUCGUCACCUUGACGAGCUCAAGCAGAAGCGUCGACUGGGCAUUCAGCGCUGGCUUGAAGCCGACUCAAGCGACGAAACCGAGGCUGACGCCAAGGAGCCUUCGGGUGCAGCCUUCCGCCACCACCCCAUGGUGGCCAAGGCUCUGCUCGAUCGCGCUCGCAAACACCAGCAUGCUCAGCUCUCGGCGGCUGCUGCAGCGGCCAGUGCACGAACCCCGUCCAAACGUGGCAGAAAAUCGAAACAUCAGCAGCUGCUGCGCGUCGCUGAAACAACUCCUAAGCGUCGUGGUCGCAAACCCAAGGUGACCGCCUCAGUUGCCAGCUCGUCGCGCAAGUCGGUGGCAACGGGUGCCUCGUUGGCGCGAUCCAACACGAGCGCCAUCUUCGGCUGCAAGUGCGGCAUCGACGACGACUCGAUCAUCAUGGUUCAGUGCGAUGGAUGCAAGCACUGGCUCCACCUGCCGUGCGUGGGUAUCAACACGGUCAAAGACCUCGACGACGAAUGGUACUGCGACGACUGCUGCGACGCUGCGCUCACCGAGCACCUGUCACCCGCCUCGUCCAUGCCUGCAUCGGUCUCUUCGUAUGCUCAUCUCAGCACGCCCGAGGGGCUCGAGGCCGUGCUCGCAGGCCAAGAACCCGUCUUCACCCUCCCAAGCGGUACGCCUAUCCACCGUCACGGCGUUGCAGUGUCGUCCUCGAUCGCACUGGCACCCAGCCCACCGCUCCUGUCCGUUGGCGACCGUGGCGGACGAAGCACCGUCAAGCGUCAAGGCCAGGGACGUUCGCGAGCCGAACGUGUUGGCUGGAGGGUGAACGAGCCCGGAUCGCCGCUGGCUCGCAAGAGCACUACAGCCUCGUCCGGUGUGCGACCUGCUGUGCCCGAGACUCCUUCCAAGCUGAGCGAGGCAACCGCCGAUUACACCGAAGCAAGCACCACACCCAGCCUGCUUGCCGGCUUCUCACGUGCCGAUUGGGAGCCUACGCGCGUAAGCCAAAGGUCCGAACGUCAGACGACACCGCCUCGCAUGGUGGGCAUGAGCACUCCCAGCCGACACGCCUCGGGACGCAAGGCCAGUCACUCAGGGCCGCUCUCGCUGGGUCUUGGGGACGACGAAGCGGUGCAUCCCGAUGUGUUUUCGACGCCAUCGCGCCUCGCUUCGGGCGGCUCAUGGGCAUACCGCGCGGGUGCUCAGCCUCUCGGCAGCCAGACCCCGUCGCGAUCGGGCGGCCGUCACCAGCGUGUCGACUCGUUCAGCGGCGGACUUCUUUCAACGCCUGGCCGCGAUUUCCUCUCCGGCGCUUUCGGCACCGAGCCCUCCACGAGCAUGCCCAGCCUGGUGUACAGCAGCGGCUACGUGGAUGGCUUUGAUGACCACCUGGGCAGCGAAGCCUUCUACAGCGGCAGCAACAGCCGUGCCUGGCAGCUGCAAUCGCCCACGUCGAGCACGCGUGCAGCACGCGCCCGCCAGCCGUCCGGCCUCGGCACACCGUGGUCGAGUUCGCUGCUAAAGACGCCGGAGCUGCAACCCCGUCAGGUCAACACUUCGUCGAUGCGCGGUGGCAGGUUUGAUGCGAGCGAUGAUUUCCCUCCGUCUUCUUCCCCAUUCCCUCGUACGCCGACGUUUGACAUGUCCAGCCCACGCUUUGUUGGUCACCACAGCUCGCACCAUGCGUACGGUGGCGCGCACGAGAGGCAACCCAGCCACCUCGGCCUGGGUCUGCCCUCUGGUGCUAGCUCGUCGGCGCGACUGCACAAGGCAUUGGGCGGCGACCUCAACAAGAACAGCCGUGACCAUCGAUCGCUGAGCAUCUCGAGCGCCAGCGGGAACGCCAAGCACCGCCAAGUUUCGACCGAUGUCCCCAUGGGUCUGGGCAUUGGAUUGGAUUUGGACGAUGUUUUGGACUGGUCUUGA
Messenger RNA from Sporisorium graminicola, 3372 nucleotides. RefSeq lists its product as uncharacterized. Gene Ontology annotation, cellular component: Set1C/COMPASS complex. Bases 1 to 3372 code for a protein of 1123 amino acids. Gene Ontology annotation, biological process: positive regulation of DNA-templated transcription. NCBI's taxonomy places the organism in Eukaryota, Fungi, Basidiomycota, Ustilaginomycetes, Ustilaginales, Ustilaginaceae. The transcript has a single exon. The record is from RefSeq and is a predicted model, not a curated record.